CGCCUGCCCCUCCCCCCCCUCUCCCUCCCUCCCGGCGGCGGCGGCGGCGGCGGCGGGUCUGGUGGCGGCGGCCGCUCCGCUUCACUCACUCACUCACUCACUCACCCGGGACCCACCGCCGGACCAUGUGAGAGAGCGGCGGGCCACCCAGCCCGAAGGAGCGCUUGGUCAUGGUCAUCGCGAACCAGCCUCGAAUGCGAUUUGGAUGCGAUCGCCGUCUGCAGCUAACGUGGGGCCAGCUUUCAUCAUAAGCUGUCCUCCGAAACCAGUGGAUUGCAUUGAAAUGGAAAACAAGAAGGAACCGCCUUCCUUUAAUGAGGAUAAUUCUGGGCCUAUAAGCUAUAAAUUCCCUUUUUACGAGACAAUGGAGCUUUUCAUUGAAACACUCACAGGAACUUGUUUUGAACUCAGAGUGUCACCAUUCGAGACUGUGAUUUCUGUGAAGGCCAAAAUACAAAGACUAGAAGGCAUUUCCAUAGCACAGCAACAUCUCAUCUGGAACAACUUGGAACUUGAAGAUGAAUACUGUUUACAGGACUACAAUAUAUCAGAAGGUUGUACUCUUAAACUGGUGCUUGCCAUGAGAGGGGGACCUAUAAAUACCAGAAGGGUUCCAGUGGAAGAUCCAACUAGAGAUAUGGCUGACUACAUGGAGACCAGUCGAGAUGACAUCUGGGAUAAGAUCCCUUCUAACAAGCAAGUGACCUUUCUAGUAUAUCGUGAAGGGGACCAGUUAAAUUUCUUUCGAGUUGUAGAUCGUGGGGAUGGCACUUUAACACCACUCUCCGAAUCCCUGAGUGGAGGCUCAAUGUUCAACCUGUACGCUGAUGAUGAAGAUGAGUCUGAGGAGUCUCCAUCUGGGCAGCAGAUAUUAGAAAAUUCCAUCACUAUGAACAAAAUGAAACUUCUGAAAGCAAAGAUGGAAAAUAUGAACCUCAGUAAAAAGCCCAAGAAGAUUGCCAAGGUGAAACCGAGGCCCCCCAUGGCACCGAGACCAACGAGCAGUUCGGUCACUGCGGCUCGUCAUCGCCUUUUCCGAGUGCUCCCUCACAACGGGCCGUCUCUCAAUCACACACUGUAUCUACCUCCUGUGGACCAGCACCCAGCUUUCUCCUACCACAACGUGCUGAGUCCCAACUUUGCCUCCGGCAUCAGCCUGGCCCCGUCGACGUCGUCCAGCGGCUUCCUGCUGAAGGACGACGAAACGGCCGACUUGACUCCUCUGCUCCAGAGCGCGAUCCCUUCGCCCGGCAGGAUCCUGCAGGAAGAGUUGAAGAGCCCGCGGCAACAGAAGAUGCUUCCGUCGCUCGCUUCUCAAGACUACCGGAACGCUCCGACUAUUUGUACCGACUUUGUAACUGGCUGCGCGGCAGGUGGCUCGGGGGUCAAGUGCCCAGAUGCCGAAGUGAGUCUUUCGGAAGAUAAAAGAGUAGCUGAUGAUUCUGCAAAGGAACUUGCCUUGUCCAUCGAUGCUGAUCGUGCUGAAGAGGCGAAGCUAUUGAGUGAAAUUGGACUUAAAACUUUGUCGAAUGAACACAUCAAGGAAGAGUCCCAGCCGCCAGAAAAGGAUAUUGUGGAACCAAAUAUUAUUAGACCAGUUUUUCCAAAUCCACUGGGAUGUGUUCCCAUGGAAUCUGGGAAAUCAAGUUUCGCUGAUUUACUUCCAAAGGAUAAAGUAAUCCAACCCACUCGAUAUCCUGCAGCAAUCUCUCAUAACUCCUUGAUUACUCUUGCACCCCAAAGACCCCCAAAGACCUUUGACGUAAAUAGCCUAACGUCUCCGACGUCACCACAGCUCCUCCACUCGCUUCAGGAUAGCGAUGGUUUUCCUGGCUUCUCACUGUCGAAGGGAAGCAGGUUCCGAGGGCUCAAACUAGAUUCCCCUGGGAAGAAAACGGAAGUGGUUUCUCCGACGGAGAUGAGCGAGAUGGCAAACAAAGCAACGACGGAGACGUUGGACUCUGCAAAAAAUGUCGGCACAUUUGCUUCGCUGGCUCGAAGCACUUCCAGGGACAAUAUGCAAAGUAACUGUGGGACAAGCCGGCAGUGGACGUCUGGUAUUGCACUACCUGCUAGCAUUCAGAAUUUUCAUGAAGAGAUUUUUGGAGGCAUUGCAUCACCAGAUCGAGUUUCAAAUGCAUUUGUUUCUCCGCUUGGAUUUUGUGCAACAGGCAGACCGACAACACUAGGAAGGCGAAUAGGUAAUAAUGGCCAACCUGCACAUCUUUUCCCACCGUCCACCCGAAAAAAAGCAAAAAAUGCCAAGCACUGCUUUCUUUGUGGGAAGAAAACUGGAUUGGCAACCAGCUAUGAGUGCAGGUGUGGGAACAAUUUCUGCGCCACUCAUCGCUAUGCUGAGACUCACGAAUGCACGUACGACUACAAGACUGUGGGAAGGAGAUACUUGCAAGACACCAACCCUGUUGUUAGCGCACCAAAGCUUCCAAAAAUCUGACCGCUGUAGAAUUGUGUGCAGCUUGUCAAAUCUGUGCGGAAAGAACUACAUAUUUAACCGUUUUGCAUAACUUUUGACGUUUGGUCCGGAAAGACACAAAUUUGCCAAUCAGAAGCACAUAAUUGAUGCUUGGUAUUUAUGUAUUAUGUAAACACUAUUGUGGGUUUUUAGUUUGCAUAAUUCUUUUAGUAAAUUGUCAUUGUGGGGGAAAAAAACUAAAAAUGAAAUUUCCUGAAGAUUUAUGCUGUGAGUGUGGUUUCCAAUGAAUGCAGAUGUUUUGUUAAAUUUUGUAUGUGGUGCAGACUGCUUCACGAGCAACUCUUGCAAGAAUGCACUUUAUUAAAAAAAAACCUGUCACUACUGUUUGACUGAAAUAAACCCCAAGGGAGAACCCUUUUUUUUUGACAAAAAAGAUGGCAUGUGCAUCAGGUCUUUGUAAUAUAACAUUUUAAUUCGUGUCUAUUUUAACAUUGCAAGUUCUUGUUAAAAGUAUAUUUAUUUCAUGGUGAAAAGAAUGAGCAACUCCGCUGCUUCUCCAGAGGUUGGCAUCACUGACGGCUGGAUUCAGUGACAACUGUACUUGGCUCCCCUACUGGGUUGGUUGUGCAAUAUCUCUACGGAUGUUCAAAGCAAAAUCUUUUUGAGUUUUAUGCACUGUAUCAAGAUUAUUGGCCACCUUACUGCAAACAUGUUCUGGGUUAAUCCUACGACUUCUGUCUUCACGGCUGAUCCUCAGCAAUGAUCUUCUGCCUAAUUCUUUGCUUUGGUUACAUAUCUCACUUUUUUGGCAAAGUGAGCCUUUUUUUUGUAAUCUCCGUUUUUUAAAUACAAGACUCUACACACUUCUGGGUUGUUUUUUUUUUUGCAAAUAAAAGUUAGUGCUGUUAACAAGAUUUGAAUAAAAAUUGAAUAAUUUGCAGCUAUAAUUUUUCUAAUGUGCGAACAGCAUCUAGCCAAUAUUAAACUAAUUUAUAUUAAA
Leucoraja erinaceus (little skate) is the source of this 3434-nucleotide messenger RNA. RefSeq names its product zinc finger, AN1-type domain 4 (gene zfand4). The record is from RefSeq and is a predicted model, not a curated record. NCBI's taxonomy places the organism in Eukaryota, Metazoa, Chordata, Chondrichthyes, Rajiformes, Rajidae. The coding region runs from base 206 to 2455 and encodes 749 amino acids. Gene Ontology annotation, molecular function: zinc ion binding; protein binding. The transcript has 10 exons.